UCUCUCUCUCACAUUUAUUCUGUCCACUGCUUGCAUCAAGCCAGCUCUUGCUUUCCUCUCCUCUCCUUCACUCCACCGGGAUAUUUCCUUCUCCUCUUUCCAUAUCCGAACACAUUCCUGUUUUGUGCCCUGCUUUUCCUUCAUAUCUCCUGGAAUGUGGCACUCUUUGGCUUUCACUCUAUGUGGGAUCUCCGCUUUGAUCCAGGUGUCGGUGCAAGGUCCAUACCAGCGGACCCUGUUGAAGAACCUCCUAAAGGAUUAUAACCGCAUGGAAAGGCCUGUUGCAAACGACUCUCAGCCUCUCACUGUCUUUCUGUCUAUGAGCUUGAUACAGAUCAUGGAUGUGGAUGAGAAAAAUCAAGUACUGACCUCCAAUAUCUGGCUUAACAUGCACUGGUAUGAUCAUUACCUGCAGUGGAACCAAUCUGAGUACCCAGGUGUCAAAAACCUUCGCUUCACCACAGACCAAGUGUGGACACCAGACAUCCUGCUCUACAAUAGUGCAGAUGACAAGUUCGACUCCACCUUCAAAUCGAAUAUUGUAGUAAACUCCAGUGGCUACUGCAACUACCUGCCUCCAGGUAUCUUCAUGAGCACCUGUAACGUGGAUGUACGCUGGUUUCCGUUUGACAUCCAGAAGUGCGAGCUUAAAUUCGGCUCGUGGACAUUUGACGGAUGGCUGCUGGAUCUCCAGAUGAAUGAGGCUGAUAUCUCUGGCUACAUGCCCAACGGAGAGUGGGAUCUUGUGGGUGUGCCGGGCACAAGAAACGAGUUGUACUAUGACUGCUGUAAGGAACCCUACCCAGAUGUCACAUUUGUGGUGACCAUCCGCAGACGGACGCUCUACUACGCCUUAAACCUCCUCAUUCCCUGCGUCCUCCUUUCAUCAAUGACCUUGCUUAUCUUUCUACUGCCUGCCGACUCCGGAGAGAAGAUUUCACUAGGUAUUACUGUGCUACUCUCAUUAACAGUCUUCAUGCUAUUGGUGGCAGAAAUCAUGCCAGCAACCUCAGACUCCAUCCCACUAAUAGGACAGUAUUUUGCCAGUAUAAUGAUCAUUGUUGGAAUGUCAGUUAUUGCGACAGUGGUUGUGCUCCAAUAUCACCAUCAUGACCCCAAUGGAGGGAACAUGCCCAAAUGGAGCCAGGGCUCAAAGGAGUUGAAAAAGACUCUUUAUCUGAACAACCGGGAAAAAAGCAACACUUACAUAACAGCAACAGUAGUUAUCUUACAAUCUACAGAGCUAAAAAGAGAUACAGUUCAGAAGAAGAUACUAAAAGUGUUCAUGCUUCUGGUAGCAGAGAUAAUGCCCGCAACAUCGGACUCUGUGCCUUUGAUAGCUCAGUAUUUUGCCACCACCAUGGUUAUUGUUGGCCUGUCUGUGAUAGCCACCGUGUGGGUUUUACAAUACCACUACCAUGACCCCGAUGGAGGAAAAAUGCCAAAAUGGGUGAGGAUCUCACUGCUGCUUGUCUUCUUGCCCCCAGCGCCCCCUGUAGUGGAGAAAGCCGGUUUGUCCAAGUUCAACGGCCACCGCGCCCAGCAGGACAGUGCGGUGCAACGACGUCACUUCCGCUCGUUCGGGAGGCUCGAGGAACGAGGACUCUUCCGUGCGUUUCAGCUGGUUGUUUACUUCGGAUGGAUUCGGUAA
Molecule: messenger RNA, 1651 nt
Organism: Puntigrus tetrazona (Sumatra barb)
Lineage: Eukaryota; Metazoa; Chordata; Actinopteri; Cypriniformes; Cyprinidae
Product: neuronal acetylcholine receptor subunit alpha-7-like
Exons: 13
Coding region: 155-1651 (498 amino acids)
Biological process (GO): monoatomic ion transmembrane transport; regulation of membrane potential; signal transduction
Cellular component (GO): synapse; neuron projection; postsynaptic membrane
Molecular function (GO): acetylcholine-gated monoatomic cation-selective channel activity; transmembrane signaling receptor activity
Source: RefSeq, a predicted model, not a curated record